Molecule: messenger RNA, 605 nt
Organism: Magnolia sinica
Lineage: Eukaryota; Viridiplantae; Streptophyta; Magnoliopsida; Magnoliales; Magnoliaceae
Product: callose synthase 3-like
Exons: 5
Coding region: 1-528 (175 amino acids)
Cellular component (GO): plasma membrane
Molecular function (GO): glucosyltransferase activity
Source: RefSeq, a predicted model, not a curated record
AUGGACUUGUUACUAGUUCCAUAUUGUGCUGAUUGUGAUUUGGACCUCCAAUGGGCUCCUUUCCUGCUUGCCAGCAAGAUUCCAAUUGCGUUGGAUAUGGCGAAAGAUAGCAAUGGUAAGGACCGUGAGCUCAAAAAGAGAAUCAAUGCAGAUAAUUACAUGUAUUGUGCUGUUCGCGAGUGCUAUGCAUCAUUUAGAAACAUUAUCAAGCACUUAGUUGAUGGGCCACGUGAAAAAGAGGUCAUAAAUGAUAUAUUUUCUGAAGUUGAGAAACAUAUAGCCAAUGACACCCUAAUAAGUGAAUUGAAGAUGAGCGCUCUCCCCAACCUCUGUGACCAUUUUGUUAAGCUGAUUAAGUAUUUGUUGGACAAUAAACCUGAAGAAAGGGAUUGGGUCAUCAUUCUAUUCCAAGACAUGCUAGAGGUUGUGACUAGAGACAUAAUGGAGGAACAGUUUUCCAGCCUUUUGGAUUCAAGCCAUGGUGGUGGUUCUUAUGGAAGGUAUGAAGGGAUGACACCUCUUGAUUAACAAUAUCAGCUAUUUGCAUCGUCUGAAGCAAUCAAAUUUCCACUCCCUGAAUCAGAAGCCUGGAAAGAGAAGGUUAG